Messenger RNA from Beta vulgaris subsp. vulgaris (sugar beet), 3315 nucleotides. RefSeq names its product vacuolar sorting protein 3. The transcript has 14 exons. The record is from RefSeq and is a predicted model, not a curated record. Gene Ontology annotation, molecular function: protein binding. Gene Ontology annotation, cellular component: cytoplasm; membrane. Lineage: Eukaryota; Viridiplantae; Streptophyta; Magnoliopsida; Caryophyllales; Amaranthaceae. Bases 81 to 3074 code for a protein of 997 amino acids. Gene Ontology annotation, biological process: autophagy; endosomal vesicle fusion; intracellular protein transport.
GUUAUAGUCUGUAGAGGGAAAAAGAAAAAAAAAAGUAACGCGCUGUGAUUUGUCGCUGGCAGUUCUUGAGAGCUUCUGUAAUGGCGAAAAAACUGGAAUCCUCAACAUCGAGGACAGUUUUGGAGUCUUUUGCACACUUUGACCUCUCAUCAAUUUCUCUCUCCUCUCAACAUUCCUUCAGCUGCCUCGCCAUUGCCACUCUCUCCAAUACUCAACUUGGAAUUUACGCCGGCACUGAUUCCGGAGUUCUCGUUCUGUUAACCCUAAAAGCGGAUUCUGAUGAUCGGAACAAGGUAAAGUUUGUGCGAUUAGUAUCAAUAAGUCAGUCUGCUAUUAAUUCUAUUUAUGUUGUUGCUCAAAUUGGUAGAGUUUUAGUUCUUUCGGACGGAUUUCUGUAUCUUGUUGAUCUUCAGUUGUUACAACCUGUGAAAAAGUUGAGUCUGAAAGGUGUUAAUGUUGUGGCUAGAAGAAUAUGGAGCUCUGAAUCUGGAAGUUGUGAUUGGAUUUAUGAGGAGGGUUUUAGUAAUAGUAGUGUGGGUGGAAGGAUUAUAAAGAAGUUAGGGGGCGGGAUGAGAUCGAAUGGGGUGAAGGUUACAGAAUUGGACUCGAACCGAUACAAUAAUGAUGGUGCCUGCCUUUUUGUGGUGGCAAUGGGGAAGAAAUUGGUGUUCGUUGAGUUGAGUAAGCAUGAUCGAGAUGUCGACGGGCAAGGUAAAUCGUUCAGGGUUUUGAAGGAAAUGAUGUGUAUUGACGGUGUAAAGACUAUGACUUGGCUUGAUGAUUCGUUAAUUUUAGGGACUGGUAAUGCAUAUAGUUUAAUGUCCUGCAUUACAGGGAAUGUUAGUUUGAUAUUUUCGCUUCCGGAUAUGACUGCUACUCCUUGUCUCAAAUUGCUGUUGAAAGAUAAGAAGGUGAUGUUGCUUGUUGACAAUGCGGGAAUUAUUGUGGAUAGUCAUGGGCAGCCUGUUGGAGGCAGCUUGGUGUUUGGUUGUGCUCCCCGUUCGAUUGCGGAGCUGUCUACAUAUGUGGUGGUAGCUGGUAAUGGAAAAAUGGAAUUGUAUCAUAAAAGAUUGGGAACUUGUGUUCAAACUCUUUCUUUUGUGGGUAGCACUGGAACGAGUAAUUGUUUUCUUGCUGAUGAGGAGGAAGUGAAUGGAGAAUUUGUUGCUGUUGCCACAUCAUCUAAGGUACUCUUCUACCGUAAGAUACCGUCUGAAGAUCAAAUCAAAGAUAUGUUAAGGAAGAAGAAUUUCAAGGAAGCGAUCUCGUUAGUCGAGGAGCUUGAGGUUGAAGGUGACAUGUCUAAAGAUAUGUUGUCCUUUGUCCAUGCUCAAGUGGGGUUCCUUUUACUGUUUGACUUGCAUUUUGAGGAAGCUGUUGAUCAUUUCUUACUGUCAGAAACCAUGCAGCCAUCUGAAAUAUUUCCAUUUGUCAUACGAGACCCCAAUCGAUGGUCUUUGCUGGUUCCCAGGAAUAGGUAUUGGGGUUUGCAUCCACCUCCAGUACACGUUGAGGAUGUCGUGGAAGAUGGUCUGUUAGCUAUCCAAAGAGCCGCAUUUUUGAAGAAAGCAGGAGUUUCAACUUCUGUAGACAAAGAGUUUCUUUUGAAUCCACCAAAUAGGGCUGAUCUUUUGGAGUCAGCUUUUAGUAAUAUAAUUAGGUACCUACAGGUUAUGCGGAAUAAAGACCUUAAUCAGGCAGUGAAGGAAGGAGUUGACACGCUUCUGAUGUAUCUGUACAGAAUCCUGAAUUGCACUGAGGAUAUGGAGAAGCUUGCAUCUUCUGAAAAUAGAUGUGUUGUAGAGGAGCUGGAAACUUUAUUAGAAGAAUCUGGGCAUUUAAGGACCCUAGCUUUUCUUUACGCAAAUAAAGGAAUGAGUUCGAACGCGUUAGCUAUUUGGCGUGUUUUAGCUAGAAAUUGUCCACCUGGCAUACAUCAAGACGCGACUGAAACAUACAGUUUGAGUGAUUCAUAUUCAAUACCAAUUUCCAGCAGGGAAACUGCUGCCAUUGAAGCGUCUAAAAUUCUUGAGGAGUCAGCUGAUGUAGAGUCGAUUCUGCAGCAUCUGGGAUGGCUUUCAGAAGUUAAUGAAGAACUUGCUGUUCGAGUUUUAACUUCCGACAAACGUACCAAUCCGCUUCCACCUGAUGACGUAGUUGCUGCUAUUGAUCCAAGAAAAAUUGAGAUUCUUCAAAGAUAUCUGCAGUGGUUGAUUGAAGAUCAAGACUCCAGUGAUACACAUUUCCAUACAUCAUAUGCUCUUUCCCUUGCCAAAACAGCUCUUGAAAGUCUGGAAACAGAUAACUCUCAGCAAGCUGUUAACAGGAGUAUCAGGGAGCCAAAUAAUUAUAUUGUUGGAAAGAAUCUGCCAUCUGAGAAUCCUGUUAGAGAAAGACUACAGAUCUUCUUACAUUCUUCUGAUUUGUAUGAUGCAGAGGAGAUUCUUGAGUUAAUUGAAGGCUCAGAGUUAUGGCUGGAAAAGGCUAUUCUAUACCGGAAGUUAGGUCAGGAAACAUUGGUUUUUCAAAUAUUGGCAUUGAAGCUGGAAGACAGUGAAGCUGCUGAACAAUAUUGUGUUGAGCUUGGGAGACCAGACGCCUAUAUGCAGUUGCUUGAUAUGUAUUUAGAUCCUCAGAAUGGCAAGGAGCCGAUGUUUAAUGCAGCCGUUCGCCUGCUUCAUAACCAUGGAGAAUCACUUGAUCCUCUGCAAGUCCUAGAGAGACUGUCACCAGAUAUUCCCCUCCAACUUGCGUCAGAAAUUAUAUUAAGAAUGCUAAGAGCUCGACUUCAUCAUUAUCAUCAAGGAAAAAUUGUGCAUAGUCUUUCACGCUCAGUGGAUGUUGAUGCUAGUCUUGCAAGACUUGAGGAGAGAGCACGAAAUGUGCAAAUUAAUGAUGAGAGCUUAUGUGAUUCUUGCCAUGCUCGUCUCGGAACGAAGCUAUUUGCAAUGUAUCCUGAUGAUUCUAUCGUCUGUUACAAGUGUUUCCGCCGCCUUGGGGAAUCUACUUCUGUAGCACGUCGAAAUUUCAAGAAGGAUCCAUUGAUUAAACCUGGUUGGCUCGUCUCCAGGUAGUUCAGCAAGAGAUGCAUUCUUCAUUUUCUUAGGUUGCUGUAGUUCGUUUUUCAGUUAUUGCUCUGUCUUGUGAGUUGCCUCCGAUCUUUGUGUGGACUACUGAGUCCUGAUGAGUCCGUGAAUUGUAAAGUUGUAACAUAUGUAUACGCUGAUGUUAUUUGUAAAAAAACUUGAAUAUGAAGCUCACUUCCCAACCAUGUAACAUAGCGAUACCUGAGGUUGAUCUACCCAGUUUUCCCAA